AUGGAAAUCGAAAUUCCGUAUACGAGUCCAGUAAAUCCAAAGCGCUACGGAUUUCUCACGACCACACUCUUGCUAACGGGGCUCGUAUUUAUGGCGCUUUUCUUCACUCGCGCGGUAGCUCCCAAGAAAAAUGCUUUAGUGGAGCUGGCUCUAGCAUUAAUUUCGGCUAUGCUUUUGGGAUUUGGCACUCUUUUCCUCCUCUUGUGGGCCGAUCUCUACGUCUGA
Molecule: messenger RNA, 225 nt
Organism: Plasmopara halstedii
Lineage: Eukaryota; Oomycota; Peronosporomycetes; Peronosporales; Peronosporaceae
Product: transmembrane protein 258
Exons: 2
Coding region: 1-225 (74 amino acids)
Biological process (GO): protein N-linked glycosylation
Cellular component (GO): membrane-bounded organelle
Source: RefSeq, a predicted model, not a curated record